Molecule: messenger RNA, 5366 nt
Organism: Neurospora hispaniola
Lineage: Eukaryota; Fungi; Ascomycota; Sordariomycetes; Sordariales; Sordariaceae
Exons: 2
Coding region: 212-5182 (1656 amino acids)
Source: RefSeq, a predicted model, not a curated record
UUUUUUUCUUCUUCUUUUUUUUUUUUUUCCUUUUUGUCUUUUUUUCUCUCUUGCAAAGCGACCUUUGUUUACAUCGGGACUCAUCGCAGCCACUGCCGUCUCCUGUCCAAGCAGCGCGACAACGAACCACGGUUAUCCUGCAUACCUAGCUAAACACAAUACACUACACACUAUACAACAACACAUAUCUAAGACAUAAAGACGUCGCUGCAUGACGGGGACACCAAUUGCGACAAUGGUGGACUUUACGGGCGGCGCCUUGAACGCUGCCAUUCUCCACGAAACUCCCAUCUUCACAUUUUCCAAAGAGCGACCAUUUCUCGCAGCCGACUUUCUAGCACCUCCGCAUAUCGCCUCUCCCAAAGCAUGGGAGCGCGUCCCCGUUAUUGCUCUCCGCCGCUGCGGCCCGCGCCAGAUCUGGAAGCGCGUUGGUGGUUUGCUUGUUCCUCCACCCGUCGACCCCGCCUUCGUAGAGCUCGACAGUCGAGGCCGAGGACAGCGAAAACGCGCGCGCAGCGAACGAUACGUACCGACCUUUGCCAACUACAAUGUCGACGAGAGAUACUAUGCCGUCCACAACGGAACCCCUGACCUGGCCGAGGCAAGAGCCUACCUUUCGGCAGCAGCAAGCUAUCUGGCCAGGGAAGCACCCGAUCCUCUCCUCGUUGCAAAGAUCCUAGCCCGACGCGCUACCUAUCCCGACGACCGCCUCAACUACGUCCCCAGAAAGCGACACAAUUCGCGCUGGCCCCUCCAGCGACCGACGAAACCUACGCGCAUGCUGGCCGAAAUGCAGCCGUACAUGGAGCUUAACGUGCCGGCCGAACCCGAGACGGUCGAACCAGCUCAUCAGAUCCAGGGCAAGCAAUUGAUGAGACGAUCGACACGUCGUGCUAGCAGCCGCCUGUCACUCAUCCCAUCGGAGGAAUCGCCCAGCAAGAUGGACUUUUCACCUAUCAGACCGCCACAGUCCCGCAUCCUAUCGCCAGUCAAGCGGUCACCCACAAAGCUAUCGUCCCCGAGAAAGGUCGCCGAGUCGCCACUACGAAAGUUUAGGGUCAGUGCCACUCCUACAAAGGUUAUCCUCAAACCGUCGAGGUCCAGCCUGUCGGCACAAACCCCUCUCAAAUCCACCCCUCUCAAGUCUACGCCCAUCCGACCAGCAAGCGUUUCCGAAUCGGACAGCGAAGUCACACCUGCGCAUCUUCUUCACUUGUCGCCUUUACUCUUCGACCAGCCUAUUCCGGAGACCCCGUCAGUUCCAGAGCAUGAGAACAGGAGACGCAUUUCGCUGCUUUCGGCAAGGAGAAGCGAGCAUCGCCCCAGCUUCAUUACUAGGCUUCUCAAAGAGUUUGAGCGCGAUGCCCCAGAACGACGCCACAGCUUCAGCUUGGCAGUACAAGCUGUUGCGGAUGCCACCAUGACCAGUCGCCGAAAAUCGGUGGAUCCAUCUUGCAUUGGCUCCGAAGACCAAGCUGCGCGAGAGAACAUGGAGGACGCCCAAGAGCAAACUGCUGAGCAAGAACCGGCGCCACAUGCGCCUUCGCGGACAUUGGAGGUUGACGUUGGGACGAACCUGGAUAUCUUCGGUCAUCGGAGGAAGGAUGUCCGACCGUGGGUACAGACCCCAACCCCAACUCGAAGUGCGCAAAUCCCUGUCGAGGAACCCACCGUUGCGUCGCCUUCAGAGGCUGAUGACGGUGUUUCUAUGCCCGUUGAGCCGGUUGGAUCUGCGCCCGCAACUCCUUUAAUGGCGGCCGUCGAUAUCGCCGGGGACGUGACAAACAACGAGAACGAUGCAAACUUGCCCCUUGCACAGGCAUCCAGGGACCCUAGCCCUGAGCCUAUCUCUCCGGACCAACAACCCGAGAGGAAAGAGUCCCCGGCACCGCUCGUUGUUGAGGAACCAACUAACACAGAAACUGAGCUCAAUGAUGGCUUUGAACCCUUACAUCCUGAAGGAUUAUCGACCAUUCUUGAGGAGGAAGAUUCUAUCCUAGAGACAUUUACUCCUGUCAAACAUCACAACCUGCCCACCAGAUCGUCGCCAACGAAGCCUUCAAGCCCAACGCCUCUUGGUCAGGUCAAUCUUGGAACGCCUCGUGUUGACGCAUCCUCUCCCGUUGCCAUGCACCAGGAGGGCACUCCUGUACUACAUGAGCUUCCCAGUGAGGCGCCUUCCAGCCCGACACCUCUCCGGAGGGCAACGCCUGAGAAGUUCGGUUUUGGCGCGCAGCCGUCUGCUACUUCUCAUAGGCGCUACUCUGCGGCGCAUGAACUACUCAUUGAGGCGCCGUCCGCACCAGCCGCUGAGAAAUCUACUUUCGGAGCGUCAUCUCCUGCUGCCUCCCAGCAGGAAAUUGUGUCCACUAAAGAAAAGCCUGAAGAGACGCCUUCGGAAAUUGAGGCGGCUUGUGAAACCAUCACAGGAAGUGAUGGCGACGACGCCUCGCAUGCUAUCGUUGCCGAUCAUGAUGACAAGGUUUCCGAUGAAGUCCCCCAGAACAUGACAAUUAGCCCGGCACAUGUUCCUCGGGCAACGCUCGGAGCACUUGAGAUAAACGCCUCGCCUGUUAUCUUCUCUCACAAGGAAAACCCCACCCAAGAAGAAACUGUUGAGGAAAAGACCUCUAGUCCAAUGUCUCGCCAACCGUCGCCCGAAAUCACGGAUAUCAGUGUCCCCUGUUCUGCAAUCAGUGCCGAUGGCAACGUCAACCACCUCUCUGCAAAUGCAGUUGCCUCUUCGGGUUCCAUCCAGCAGACAAUACCUCUACCGUCGGCUGCUGACCAAGAUACCAUUACUGUUGAGGCUGAAUCUCCCCGUCCAGCCACAACCGUGACCUCGGAUACUGAGACACCGGCUUCCCCCGUUCCUGACGUAGAAAACAGCAUUCCGGAAACAACAGCUAAAGAUGCAUCCUCCAUCCGGUCUGAACCCUCUGCGGAGUUUGUGAAUACUGAGGAGCACAAUAGGCAGCCAGCGACACACGAAAGUCCGAUAAAGGAAGAGAAUGAUGAUGUUACUCGCCCAAUUGAGCCCAACAGCCCCUGUCGCACUGUUCAGGAUGAGGAUGGUAGGCUGCCAAGUCCCAAAGCGGUGUUGGGUCACGAGGAGCAAUCCUCACCCAACGGUGAAACCGUCUCCGAGGAUGGCCUUACAAUGCCUGAGAACCACGUUGCUGCGACGGAAGAUGUCAUAGCUGUGUCUCAUUCAUCACCCCGGAGCGGUGGUGUGAGAGACAAUGGAGAGAUUGAUUCGUCAGCCUCCUUUGUCGACUCCUUUGUUCGCACGGACAAGGAUGCUAACGAACUUAGUGUCCCGCCUGCUGAGGAUAAAGAGGAUGGGGCCUCCGACACAUCAUCGGUCAUGGAACAAGAUGAAUCUGCUGACCAUCCAAUGUCUGCUGAACCACCUACCAUUGACGAAGUAUCACCCUCUAGCGCAGAUGCGCCUAAGGACUCCAGCACCUCCCAGAUCCGUGACACAACUCCCGAGGAGGAGAGCGAUCCCAGUGAAGCUGAGGCUACUGAGUCAGAAGACGUUAGCAAUACCCCGGAAGAUUCCUCGGAAGGCUCGACAUCGUCUCCUGACGGCUCCGACGACGCAAACAGCGGAGACGAAAUCGAGGUUGUGGAACAAGUUGAGGCGGAGGACUCGAUGACGAGCGAUGAGGACGACGUGUCUUUGAUCGCUGAGCAGCCCCUCCGUGUCGAAAACGAUACUCUAUCUUUGCGAUCUCUGCACGAAGAAUCCGAGACGGAUAUGAUCCGGAAGUUCAUCAGCAAAGUCGCCGCCGAUAAGAGUGCCAAAGCAGCCGCUGCAGCUGAACUCGAAAAUAGAAGCCCACCCAAGGGCAAUUCUGGCUUCCCUACUGAGGACUCUGAAACUCCUCCCAAAAGGACGCCCCUCAGCGAGAAGAGCCCUAACAGCCCUAGUCCAGCUAAAAAGCGUAAGCUUGACGAGCUGGGCAAUGAACCCAGCGAGGAGGAGUGCCCCAAGACGACCGGAGAGAGUCCUGUCACCCGGACGGUGAAGCGUCGGAAGGCGUUGGUUGAGAGCUCCCCAUCUCCUGUUGAGGGUGAGGAUUCGGAAGGUGCUCCUCGCCGGUCUUCGCGCCAACGCAAGACCCUUAUCAACCUCAAAUCGGCGCCAUCCGCCAACUCGAUCGCUAAAUCCACCAUUCCAGUGCGCAUGCCCGGGAUGGAGAUGAUGGAUACGGUCAGAGCGCGUAGCGACCAGAAGGAUCUGGCUACCGUCACGAGAUACAAUACUCGGAAAAACAAGGGCAGCGCUUUGUUCCCACAGAUCGUGCUCAAGAAGAUGGAAAAGAUGAAGAAGCAAGGGAAAGAAUACGUGUAUAGCUCUAGUUCCGCUGACAACGACAAAGCAAUAGAGACUGAGAAGAAAAAGAAGAACAAGGGGGUUCGGUGGGCGGAAACUCUGGCUAGGUUCCAGGAUGAUGAAGCAUCACCGUCUGUUAACUCCAAAACUCGGGCUCUUUCCAGCUCUCUCCUUGCCGAUGUUCUCAAGGCAGAUGCCGCCCUUGACGACGAUAUCGAUGAGCUUGCUGAUGAGCCAGUAGUGAGCUCCAAGAAGGUUACUACCCCCAGGGUGCUCAAAUCAAAGAGCCAGGCUAAGAGCCGGACCGAUUCGGCUUCGGAGGCCACCUCUAAACCCUCCAUCCCCAAGCCUAGGAAGGUCGCGACUCCGACGGCGACGACACCAUCAACUAGGCGGACUGCUGGCGCUCCGCCCAUUCCCGCGCCCGCCCCUACGCCAACAACGAAAGUACAACCGGCACCGGCACCAAAACCCACCACCUCGUUGUCCAAGGUCACUGCCCCACCCAAGCGCGCCACCCGCUCCGGCAAAUCACUUGUCCCGACGCCUAUCAAGGUGACGGCCACCACGAAGCCGAAGACUUCGGUUCCCGCCGCCCCACCUCCGCCUCCCCCUGCCCUCCAUCGUGGUCCUGGCAGGCCGAGGCUAUCCCCGGCGACAUCGACAACGUCGACAACCUCCACCCCUCACAAAGUCAUCAAGACCAGGGCUGAACCUGCCGCAACCAGCAAGACAGUUGUCACUGCUGCUGCUAGACGGGCAAGCAGGGUUGCUGCGGGGCUGGGGAUGAGUGUUAAUGGGACGCCGGCGCCCAAGAGGAGGGGCAGGAGUGCUUCAUGAAUUGAAUGAGCGAGCGGGCUGUGUUUGUUUCCAUGUUUUAGCAUGGGUUUUCGAGAGUCUUGAUCAGGAAGUAUAUGUUUAUUGAGUUUUGAGGCGAUUGAGUGGGUUCUGUGCGAGGGAAGGAGCUCUUUGAAUUUACGAAUGAGAGUAAAGAGAGCAAAUCUUUCAUUGGCUGUGUUGUAAA